UGGCAGUUAUAAGUCUCGCGAGAGCAAGAAGUCACCACGUUACAGACGGAGGAAUCGCGAGAAUUGGUCACCAUUGGUGACGGUAAACAUAACAGCUUAAUGGAGGAGACAGACGCAGAAAAACAACCGGAUACCAAGCUGAUUACUAAUCAGCCUUACGACGAGAGUCUGGAGGUGAACGAUUCAGAGGAGAUUGCCAGUAUCCACACCCCGACCCCCAGACAGCCAGCCCCCAGACCGGGCCGUGGGCAGCUCCGAGCCAUGUCAAGUAAUAACAGCAGCGAUGAGUAUGAGGAGGAGGCCGGCAAGGACAAGAAAAAGAGGGUCCUGCCCCCAGGUCAGAGGGGCCUCAGCGAGAACGAGGAGGAGGAGGAGGAGGAGGAGGAAGACGAUGAUUCUGAAGAAUCUGAAUCUGACGAGGAUGAUGAUGAGCACGGAGCUGCACUGGAGGGGGCCUACGACCCGAAUGAUUAUAACCAUCUCCCAGUGACUGCUGAGAUCAAGGAGCUGUUCCAGUACAUCAGCCGGUACACCCCACAGACGAUUGAACUGGAUCACAAACUGAAGCCUUUUAUUCCAGACUUCAUACCAGCUGUUGGGGACAUUGAUGCUUUCCUGAAGGUUCCGCGCCCGGACAGCAAGCCCGAUAACCUGGGGUUGCUGGUUCUGGAUGAGCCUUGCACCAAACAGUCAGACCCCACAGUCCUCUCGCUGUGGCUGAUGGAGAACUCCAAACAGCACAACGUCACGCAAAUAAAAGUUAAAAGCUUGGAGAAUGCAGAGAAGAACCCAAAGACUAUUGAGAAUUGGAUCGAGAGCAUCAGUGAGCUACACCGAUCUAAACCCCCCGCCACAGUGCACUAUACAAAGCCGAUGCCAGAUAUCGAUACCUUAAUGCAGGAAUGGCCUCCCGAAUUCGAAGAGCUUUUAGGCAAGGUUAGCCUGCCCACGGCUGAGAUUAACUGUGAUCUUGGGGAGUACAUUGAUAUGAUCUGCGCUAUCCUGGAUAUCCCUGUAUAUAAAAAUCGAAUUCAGUGUCUCCACAUCCUGUUCACGCUGUACUCGGAGUUUAAGAACUCGCAGCACUUCAAGGCACUGGCGGAGGGGAAGAAGACAGGCCGUUCCUCUGCACCUGGGACAGGGGAACCCGAAACACUGACCUUCGACUGAGAACCCCCUCUCUCUGUAAAAUCUAGUGUUAUAUAGCUCCCCAUCUCCCUGUCUCAUAAAAUGAACACUACGUUGUUAUAUAUUGUUUACUAGGCUUUUGAUCCCGUACAUGGUUUGUACCACUCUGUUUUGUCUAUAAGGAAACAGAAAUAAGAAACUCUGAAUAACAAUUUAAGGUCCCCUCGUUUGUUCAUUACUUAUUUUGUAUUAUUAACACACACAAUAUAUAUUUUUGCCCCGUUUAAAAAAAUAAGUGGUGCAGACUUUCUGCUGGAGCAAAAGCAUGGUAGAUCCAGCCCAUUGUGUUACAUUUUGUAUUCAGAUUGUUUUAUAAAGUUUUUGUACAUUGACUUCUUUAUUUUUAACUAAUAAAUAAAUUAAUAAAAUGGUAUGUUACAUUU
This is a messenger RNA of Acipenser ruthenus (sterlet), 1571 nucleotides long. Its product is annotated as intraflagellar transport protein 46 homolog. The transcript has 12 exons. Lineage: Eukaryota; Metazoa; Chordata; Actinopteri; Acipenseriformes; Acipenseridae. Gene Ontology annotation, biological process: intraciliary transport; cilium assembly. Gene Ontology annotation, cellular component: motile cilium; intraciliary transport particle B; centrosome. The record is from RefSeq and is a predicted model, not a curated record. Bases 100 to 1170 code for a protein of 356 amino acids.